UAGCCCGCAUCGCGAAAAUUAAAGUGCUCAGUCCGUCAAUCGCAGUGGACGGGUUGCGCCGAUUAAAAUCAAUUCGUUUACGCGCCAAAAUUGGUAUCAAAUAUGUAUGUCCAAUUUUUAUAACUGUCUAUUAUGUCGUUGAAUUCUUGUAAUAAUGAGGAGUUGGAGCCCCUUUUACGGUCCACCCAAGGCCCUGAAGAAUCUCGUCGUUCUUUGUGGCUGGCUGUGGAAUUGCCACUUUUUCUUUUGCUGUUCAGUUCAUCUCUCACAGACACCGUGACCUACAACCUGCUUUUAUACCGCACCUGCAUAGUCGACCUUGACCACAACUCAACAAAAUGCUCUCUCCUGAACAUCCUCAACAAGACGCCGGGGAAGCCAAAGACCUGGAGACCGAAGUGCAGUCCGAGGCCUCUAUUCUGGUGACCAGUAUAUCCGUCUUUAGCAGCAUAAUGCCAGCUGUUCUGGCUGUUUUCUUAGGAUCCUGGUCCGAUAAGUAUGGGAGGAAGCCGUUGGUGGUCUGGCCGCUUUUCGGACUAUUCCUAAGUUCUGUAUUAACAAUUGUAUUCAGCGCAGUGCAAUAUUUAAGUGCAUAUUGGUUCAUUCUCUGCAUAAUGCCAUUGGCCAUUCUUGGCGGAUUUAACACCCUCAUGUUGGGGGCUAAUCUGAUCAUUACAGAUAUCACUGAUGAUCAGGAUAGAUCUUUCAGAUUGGCACUAAUACAGGGAUGUGGCUUUACCGGGGUUCUCACAGGAACCGUUGCUUCAAGCUACAUAUACGAUUUCUUGGGAUAUACUCUCAUGUUUACAUUGUCUGCUGCCAUUUAUUUCUUCACAUUACUAUAUACUAUUGUGUUGGUGGAAGAGACUGUUGGCAUAGUUGACAGAGUCUAA
Molecule: messenger RNA, 893 nt
Organism: Leguminivora glycinivorella
Lineage: Eukaryota; Metazoa; Arthropoda; Insecta; Lepidoptera; Tortricidae
Product: proton-coupled folate transporter-like
Exons: 5
Coding region: 339-893 (184 amino acids)
Biological process (GO): transmembrane transport
Cellular component (GO): membrane
Molecular function (GO): transmembrane transporter activity
Source: RefSeq, a predicted model, not a curated record